Molecule: messenger RNA, 249 nt
Organism: Thlaspi arvense
Lineage: Eukaryota; Viridiplantae; Streptophyta; Magnoliopsida; Brassicales; Brassicaceae
Source: the annotation of a GenBank genome assembly
AUGUUGGAGAGUAUAGCAAAGAGAUGGAAGGUGCUAAGCGGCGCAAACAAAUGGCAGGGCCUGCUUGAUCCACUUGACCCGGAUCUUCGUCGCUACAUCAUUCACUACGGCGAGAUGGCUCAGGUUGGCUACGACGCCUUUAACUGGGACCGCAAGUCCAGAUACGCCGGUGACUGUUAUUACUCAAAGAGACAAAUCUUUGCUCGAACAGGCUACCUCAAAGCCAACCCUUUCAGGUACUUACCAUGA